Messenger RNA from Coregonus sp. 'balchen', 11347 nucleotides. The record is from the annotation of a GenBank genome assembly. NCBI's taxonomy places the organism in Eukaryota, Metazoa, Chordata, Actinopteri, Salmoniformes, Salmonidae.
AUACCAAUAUCCGUCCAUGGAGCAAAUUGCAGAGAUGAUCCCUGCUGUCCUGACAUAUUUCAAGUGAGUAAGACUUAUUUCAUCGUCGUUACAUAAUACUUGCUUGCUUACUGGCAUGUCCACCAUAAAAAAUGUAUUACUUAACAUUCACAAACAUCUACUGGCGUUCACAACAGACAUGUUGUCACUAUCAGAAGCUCUGUCACUAAGUCUGUACUCUCUGUACUGAAAUACAUAUGCAUAUUACAAUACAGACAUGUCUAUGAAUGUUUUCAAUAUCAGAAGCUCUGUCACUAAGUCUGUACUCACUCCCUGUUCUAGUUUCCGUACUGUCAUCGGAGUUGGAGUGGGAGCUGGUUCUUACAUUCUCUCCAGGUUCACAGUGAGUGUGUCCUUAUCAUGUUACUUCCCCCUGUAUCAGUUCAUACAGCUGCCCUGUGAUAAAUCACAUUAUAAACCGGGUGGUUCGAGCCCUGAAUGCUGAUUGGCUGAAAGCCGUGGUAUAUCAGACCGUAUACCACAGGUAUGACCAAAAUGACUUUUUACUGCUCUAAUUACGUUGGUAUUGAGUUUAUAAUAGCAAUAAGGCACCUAGGGGGUUUGUGGUAUAUGGCUAAUAUACCACGGCUAAGGGCUGUAUCCAGGUACGCCGCGUUGUGUCGUGCGUAAGAACAGCCGUGGUAUAUUGGCCAUAUAUCUCACCCCUCGUGCCGUAUUGCUUAAGUAUACCAUGCUGUUAGUUCUGUUAUGUAUCCUCUUGGUACUAGUCUAUGCAUUGAACUAACAUGGGUUAUUGUAGUGGGGUAAUAUUUAUCAUAUAACCAUGUUAAAUAUUCCCUAUAUGCGACCCAUAAAAAGACUAAGCAAUUAAUCGACAAAGUCUAUUAGAAAGUAUAUCUGACUCCAUUUAACGUUCUAGUAAAACCUCACAUGCGGUCCGUAAUAAGACUAAGCAAUUAGCCCAUUAAAUGAAUUAUCUGACUCCAUAAGAUAAAUAGCGAUAUGCAAGAGACUACAGUUGAACCAUGUGCAAUCAGGUAUUAAGCGUUUAGCUGACUAAGGAUCAAGGAAUGGUCAUGAGAAGUGAAUAUAAUAAUAAUAAUAAUAAUAAUAAUAAUAAUAAUAAUAAUAAUAUGCCAUUUAGCAGACGCUUUUAUCCAAAGCGACUUACAGUCAUCAAAUCAAGUAUUAUUUAAUAACUUUUGUAAAAUGAAUGGAUUCACAUACAAGACAUAAAGCUUAAGUUACGGCAAUACUGACAUUAACAAAGCAUAAUUAUAGGCAUAUAAUUAGAUGCUACGGUUAACUUACAAGACAAAGCAUGGACAAAGACAUUCCUACCAAGCCAGAGGCCUAGAAGCCUAGGAAAUGAGAAAAUAUCAUACAACCUUCCUCCAAUGGACAGGACACAGGAUAAGAGAGAGAGAACAGCAGACCUCCAUCCCAUUUAUAGCAUCUGAAGGUGUAACCAUCUCAACCCAAAACCAACCACCACUGACCAAUCAAAUGAUACCAAAUUUACAGUAACCCGACCACCAAGGCCCAGUCUCCACAUGGUGUCACAGCAUCUAAAGGCUUGUGUGGGGGAUGACACCAAUGUAAACGAGACAGAAUUUCUGACAGGACCAUAAAACCCCUUUCCAUAGAGUAAUUCAGAGUUUACCCUGUACAGAUACAAGUUACAACAGAGAUCAUACAUCCAUAUAGAUAGCAUCAGAGUUAUCCUCAGUGAACAAGUUAACAAGAUACCAAACAUGGAUACUAUAGUAUUAUUCUAUGACAUUCAAAAGUCAGUCCUCUGGAGACUGUAACAUCGGUACAUUUUGCCCCUUCAGAGGGGGAAGGGCUGACUGGUCCUUAAAGCAUUGUAUUUGUGUUUUGCUGGGCCAUUUGACAUGCAGCCCCAGGUGACAGAGAGCACAUAGUUUAGGGCAGAGUCUACAAAUCCCCCCUGGACAGAAGCUGUACAUGGACAGCCUGUGUCCAAUACAGGAAGAAAUGGCCCCCACCACAUGAGAGUUUGUUUUUGAGUCUCCAGUCCAGUUUAUGGAACCCAACUUCUAGUCGUUGGGCCCAUGGCAUCAGGAGUGUCUUCCGGGGAAGCGUUGACAAUGUGCUUUGCAAAUACAAAUGUCCCUAGGUACACAUUCCUUCAACCAAGCUCAAGAAAACGUCAUUCUUUGUUAAGGGCAAAGAGAUAACAUCAGUUCAAUCAGUUCUCAGUUCAAACAUCAUUACAGUCAAGAGUUACCAGUCACUGUUUGGCUGUGUAUGUUGGUCAGAUUGGUUGGUCUGGUCGAUGGUAACCUCAAAGUUUAUCAGGUAUGAAUCAGAUGGAUAUAAAAUGGAAUGCCAUUAAAUGCAUAAUUAAAGUUAUGGUCUCAAAGAGUUAAAUUGUUAUUUUCUCUGAGAAAGAGGUUUGCCUUGAAAUAUGAAAACCAUUAAAAAUCAUCUCAAGGUCAAUUCUUGAGUUUAGAUGAAUAGAAGCAGAACUUAAAAAGAAACACAUUAUGUUAAAAGCAAAAAGCAGUAGGCUAAAAUGUUCUGUAAAACUGUUGGAUAAAAACAUUAAAUGUAGUGACACAUAUGUCUAUGUGUAGUGAGAAUUAGCAUCAAUCAAUCAAUAUAUAUGUAUAUAUAUUAUAUAUAUAUAUUUUUUUUUACACGAAUGUGUUUGCUUGCUAAAUUAUCUCCAUGUUCUCCACCGACAGGUCAUAAGAGCAAUUGCAAUUUCGAAUUGUAAAUGUAAAGUAAAUGUGUUAAAAUGUGUUUAGACCCAAUCAGGAAGUAGAGACUUGACUGCAUCUUUAAACAUGGAUUAAAUGGUAUAUGACUAAGUCACUCUUCUGUCUCUAGAGACAGAGCUGUCAACAAAAUGUAUUUAAAACCUGACAAAAUCACAUUCAAAGAUCAGUUUAAAACUAUGCUAUAUUUAGCAAGUCACCUUCCAUCAGAUGAGGAUGAUAGCAACAUUCAGAAUAAAACUUGAGAGUGAGAGCUAAAGCUCACCCACUGCUUGUGUAAAUCAAACCUCUCCUAAAUCAAACCUAAUAAUUCAGCAGUUUGUAAACCCAAUCUGAGCAGAGAGAACAUAGUUUAGGGUCGAGCCUGCAUUAGCAAAAUAUUGCUAUACGGUUCUCUUCUCAGUGUAUACCAAUGCUUGCUUCUUUCAUUCUCUCUCUCUCUCUCUCUCUCUCUCUCUCUCUCUCUCUCUCUCUCUCUCUCUCUCUCUCUCUCUCUCUCUCUCUCUCUCUCUCUCUCUCUCUCUCUCUCUCUCUUUCAUUCUCGCUCUCUGUCUCUCAGAUGGCCCAUCCAGACUCAGUUGAAGGUCUGGUUCUCAUCAACAUCAACCCUGAGACCAGAGGAUGGAUGGACUGGGCGGCCCAGAAGGUUACUGUCUCUUUAAUAUGUUUAAAUAUAUAUAUAUAUUUAAAGUGUUUUCUAUAUUUAUUGGGUAGAGAGAGAAAGAGAGAGAGAGAGAGAGAGAGAGAGAGAGGCCAGUGGGCCGGAUCAAAGCCAUGAUGGCAGUGUUACAUUGUACAUGUGCUCCAGAGUCAGUGCUUAAACAGCUAAACCACCCCAGGCCACUCUCUUCAGAAUGUUGGUGAUUACAGCUAAACCACCCCAGGCCACUCUCUUCAAAAUGUUGGUGAUUACAGCUAAACCACCCCAGGCCACUCUCUUCAAAAUGUUGGUGAUUACAGCUAAACCACCCCAGGCCACUCUCUUCAAAAUGUUGGUGAUUACAGCUAAACCACCCCAGGCCACUCUCUUCAAAAUGUUGGUGAUUACAGCUAAACCACCCCAGGCCACUCUCUUCAAAAUGUUGGUGAUUACAGCUAAACCACCCCAGGCCACUCUCUUCAAAAUGCUGAUGAUUACAGCUAAACCACCCCUGGUCCCUCUCUUCAAAAUGCUGAUGAUUACAGCUAAACCACCCCAGGCCACUCUCUUCAAAAAUGCUGAUGAUUACAGCUAAACCACCCCAGGCCACUCUCUUCAAAAUGUUGGUGAUUACAGCUAAACCACCCCAGGCCACUCUCUUCAAAAUGUUGGUGAUUACAGCUAAACCACCCCAGGCCACACUCUUCAAAAUGCUGAUGAUUACAGGCAACAUUAGUAUUAAAUAUUAUCAUUACUCAGAAACCCAGAAGGUUAUUUGUAUUUAUUAUGGAUCCCCAUUAACUGAUGCCAAGGCAGCAGCUAUUAUUCCUGGGGUCCAGCAAAAUUACAAUACAUUUACAGCACAUUAAGUGUGUGCCCUCAGGCCACUACUCUACUACCACAUAUCUACAACACAAAAUACAUGUGUAUGUGUGUGUAUAGUGCGUAUGCUAUCGUGUGUGUGUGUGUGCCUGCAUGUGUCUGUGCCGGUGUUUGUGUUGCUUCACAGUCCCCGCUAUUCCAUAAGGUGUAUUUUUAUGCUGCCCUGUUCUGAGACAAUUGCAAUUUUACUAAGUCCCUCUUUGUGGCACCUGACCACACGACAGAACAUUAGUCCAGGUGCGACAAAACUAGGGCUUGUAGGAACUGCGUUUUAUUAUGGACAGACUUCUCCCCAUCUUAGCUACUGUUGUAUCUAUAUGUUUUGACCAUGACAGUUUACUCCAAGCAGUUUAGUCACCUCAACUUGCUCAAUUUCCACAUUAUUCAUUACAAGAUUUAGUUGAGGUUUAGGGUUUAGAGAAUUAUUUGUCCCAAAUACAAUGCUUUUAGUUUUUGAAAUACAUUUAUUUAGGACUAACUUAUUCCUUGCCACACAUCCUGAAACUAACUGCAGCUCUUUGUUAAGUGUUGCUGUGAAUUCAGUCACUGUAGUAGCUGAUGUGUGUCAAUCAAAUCAAAUCAAAUGUUAUUGGUCACAUACACAUGUUUAGCAGAUGUUAUUGCUGGUAUAGCGAAAUGCUUGUGUUUCUAGCUCCGACAGUGCAGUAAUAUCUAAGUAAUAUCUAAUAAUUUCACAACAUAUACCCAAUACACACAAAUCUAAGUCCUAGUGUUGAGUCAUCCGCAUACAUAGACACACUGGCUUUACUCAAAGCCAGUGGCAUGUCGUUAGUAAAGAUUGAAAGAAAGUAAGGGGCCUAGACAGCUGCCCUGGGGAAUUCCUGAUUCUACCUGGAUUAUGUUAGAGAGGCUUCCAUUAAAGAACAACCCUCUGUGUUCUGUUAGACAUUUCACUCUUUAUCCACAAUAUAGCAUGGGGUGUAAAGCCAUAACAAUUACGUUUUUUUCCAGCAGCAGACUAUGAUCGAUAAUGUCAAAAGCUGCACUGAAGUCUAACAAAACAGCCCCCACAAUCUAUUUAUCAUCAAUUUCUCUCAGCCAAUCAUCAGUCAUUUGUGGAAGUGCUGUGCUUGUUGAAUGUCCUUCACUAUAAGCGUGCUGAAAGUCUGUUGUCAAUUUGUUGACUGUAAAAUAGCAUUGUAUCUGGUCAAACACAAGUUUUUCCAAAUGUUUACUAAGGGUUGCUAACAGGCUAAUUGGUUGGCUAUUUGAGCCUGUAAAGGGGGCUUUACUAUUCUUAGGUAGCAGAAUGACUUUUGCUUCCCUCCAGGCCUGAGGGCACACACUCUCUAGUAGGCUUAAAUUGAAGAUAUGGCAAAUAGGAGUGGCAAUAUCGUCUGCUAUUAUCCUCAGUAAUUUGAUUGACUAUCACUCCACCAAAUCCCCUAGUUUCAGACUCCUAAUUAUCCUUCCACCUCUGAAGACUCUAGCCACUUCCAUGCCAGUCGGAACAACUUAAGUGUUUUAUCUUUGAACACUCAAAAGUUGGUAUCUUCACGACUGUAGGAUAAGGGGAACAGGGGGUGUGUUCAUGAAUGUUCAUAUGUUCAUGAAUACUAGCAGCAUUUCCAUCCAUUUGACUAUUAGAUUUAAUAGCAAUCCAAUAUCCUAUUGAUCAUUACUCUUCUGUGUUCUUGUUGUGUUGACAUCCUAACUAAUAGAAACUCAAUUACCAGCAGAAAUAUAGCAAAUGCUCUUGAUCUAGCAGUCCAUAAACAGCCAUUACAUUCUUGGACAAUGGGAUAUUUCGAUUAUGUUCUUGUAAAAUUCAAAAGGCACUCACACAUCUGAGCUAUCUUAGUUGCAGGUGCAUGGUAACAGUUGAACAAGAAACCCGCACACUGCUCUUGAUAGUAUCACUGCUCUGAAUAGUAUCACUGCUUUUGAUAGUAUCACUGCUUUUGAUAGUAUCACUGCUCUGAAUUGUAUCACUGCUUUUGAUAGUAUCACUGCUCUUGAUAGUAUCACUGCUUUUGAUAGUAUCACUGCUCUUGAUAGUAUCACUGAUUUUGAUAGUAUCACUGCUCUUGAUAAUAUCACUGCUCUUUGUUAAGCUUUACGUAUCGGCCUCAAGGCCUUCCUCAGAGCUUUUGUGAGUGUUUAUAAUUUGCACCCUUAUGUAGACAUUGCUCCACCCACAUCUGUUCAAUGCAUUGAAUGGGGUUGGAGUCGAGGGAAAAUAAGCAAGUGUUACCAAAUGUAACAAUGUGCAUUUCAUAAGUAUUCUAAUAAAGUGUGUACAUAAAACGUAUUAAACAUGUCUGUAAAACCACAAUGAGGACAUCGACCCAUCAAGUACAUUUUCAUAAAUCAUGUGGUACAGUGCAAGACAAAAUGUACGUUAUUGUAAAAUGACAAUUUGAUAAAGUAGCAUUUAGAGGAGGAAAUUGGAAUAGUGGAAUAGUUUUCAUGGUGGUUUUACUGUACUGUAUGUUAUUGACUAAGAUGUAAUACAAAAAAAAGUAGAUAUUUCUCUCUCUCUCUCUCUCUCUCUCUCUCUCUCUCUCUCUCUCUCUCUCUCUCUCUCUCUCUCUCUCUGUCUCUGUCUCUGUCUCUGUCUCUCUCUCUCUGUCUCUAGAUCACUACCCUGACCUCCUCCCUCACAGAGCAGAUCCUGAGUCAUCUCUUCAGUCAGGUGUGUGUGUAUAUGUGUGUGUGUUUAUGCGUGUGUUUGGUACGAAAGACUCUGGGUUAUUAUAGACUGUAACCCUAUGUGUGUUAUCUGACUAUUGAACUAUCUAUCUUUAUCCUAUAAAACACACAAUAUUUGACAUAGGAAGGACAUUACUGUUGUAUCAUUUCUGUCUUGGUUUAUAGGAGGAGAUGUCAGCAAAUGCAGACCUGGUGAAGUCACACAGAGAUCGCAUCUCUAAAGCCCCCAACCUCAUCAACAUUGAGCUCUUCUGGAGAAGCUACAACAGGUACACACAGACACACACACACACACACACACACACACAAACACGCACACACACAUGCACACACACAAACCUACACUAGUGUAACCCUCCCCUUCCUCCUUUUCUCUUGUACAGCCGCAGGGAUCUGAUCAUUGACCGUAACAGCAACUUCAAGUAAGCGUCUCACCCCUUAAAUCAGCUGUGACAACAGUAUGGAAUAUGUCUCUCACUCUCUCUCUCUCUCUCUCUCUCUCUCUCUCUCUCUCUCUCUCUCUCAGGUGUCCCGUGAUGCUGGUGGUUGGGGAUCAGGCACCUCAUGAGGAGGCUGCUGUAAGUCUUCUACAUACAUCAGACCUUAAUGCAGGCCUACCAUGUAGCCAUCGAACACAGGGAAUGUGAAUGUAGUGGCGUGAUUAAUUCACAUGUUAUUCCGUUCCUGUCCACCAGGUGGAGUGCAACAGUAAACUGGACCCAACAACAACCUCGUUCCUCAAGGUACUCAAGCUCUACUCAUCCCUUUGGUCUGGCAUAAUAGCCUUGUUUAUACCUGAUGCUGACAUGCAUCGUUUGUCCUGAUCUUGUCCACAUUCUUAUUGUGCCUACGUUUUCAGAACUAUCCGGCCACUGUCUGCAUUGCGUCCAGAUUUCCUGGUCUCUCCCUGUAUGCACAUUUUUUGACAGCUAUUCUUUCAAUAUUGAUUUUAAGACACAUAUUGAUGCCAUAAGUCAGUGGUGCCCCUUGUCAAUGAUUUCAGAAGGCAGGAUAAUUAUGAUUUAAAUAGUUUCACUGUCCAUAUCCGUCUACACUGGUAAGAUAUCCAGACACAAUGCGUGCCUGACUACCUCCGGAGGUGGUCAGGAAGAUCUGAUCACAUUCAGAUCCCAAUGUGUCUUUAAUCGUCUACACCUGUCUGAACAUUUGGGCACCAUUAGAAUGUGGACAUGAUCAGGACGAAGGACGUUUGUUAGAACCAGGUAUAAACGGGGCUUUAGUUGCUGCCACGUAGCUCUGGCAUCGGUAUCAAACCUCUUUGUCAAUGCAAUACAUCCUAACCCUUCUGUCAUCCUCUUCUUCCUCAGAUGGCCGAUGCUGGUGGUCUUCCCCAACUCACCCAGGUAAAACAUUUCACACAAGCUUAACUGUGUUAUGAUUCAGAUACACAACACUAUAUAUAUAUAUCUAGACAUUACAUAUACAGUGAGGGAAAAAAGUAUUUGAUCCCCUGCUGAUUUUGUACGUUUGCCCACUGACAAAGACAUGAUCAGUCUAUAAUUUUAAUGGUAGGUUUAUUUGAACAGUGAGAGACAGAAUAACAAUAAAAAUAAUCCAGAAAAACGCAUGUCAAAAAUUUUAUAAAUUGAUUUGCAUUUUAAUGAGGGAAAUAAGUAUUUGACCCCUCUGCCAAACAUGACUUAGUACUUGGUGGCAAAACCCUUGUUGGCAAUCACAGAGGUCAGACGUUUCUUGUAGUUGGCCACCAGGUUUGCACAAAUCUCAGGAGGGAUUUUGUCCCACUCCUCUUUGCAGAUCUUCUCCAAGUCAUUAAGGUUUAGAGGCUGAUGCUUGACAACUCGAACCUUCAGCUCCCUCCACAGAUUUUCUAUGGGAUUAAGGUCUGGAGACUGGCUAGGCCACUCCAGGACCUUAAUGUGCUUCUUCUUGAGCCACUCCUUUGUUGCCUUGGCCGUGUGUUUUGGGUCAUUGUCAUGCUGGAAUACCCAUCCACGACCCAUUUUCAAUGCCCUGGCUGAGGGAAGGAGGUUCUCACCCAAGAUUUGACGGUACAUGGCCCCGUCCAUCGUCCCUUUGAUGCUGUGAAGUUGUCCUGUCCCCUUAGCAGAAAAACACCCCCAAAGCAUAAUGUUUCCACCUCCAUGUUUGAUGGUGGGGAUGGUGUUUUUGGGUCAUAGGCAGCAUUCCUCCUCCUCCAAACACGGCGAGUUGAGUUGAUGCCAAAGAGCUCGAUUUUGGUCUCAUCUGACCACAACACUUUCACCCAGUUCUCCUCUGAAUCAUUCAGAUGUUCAUUGGUGUCACACCCUGGCUCUGGGACUCUAUAUGUUGAGCCAGGGUGUGUUCAUUCUAUGUGUUCUAUUUCUAUGUUGGGGGUUCUAGGUUGUGUAUUUCUUUGUUGGCCUGAGUGACUCCCAAUCAGAGGCAACGAGUGUCAGCUGUUGGCUGGUUGUCUCUGAUUGGGAGCCAUAUUUAUACUGUCUGUUUUCCUUUUGUGUUUGUGGGUUCUUGUUCCGUGUUCGGUCAUUGUCACCGUGGACUUCACGAGUCGUUUAUUGUUUUUGUUCGUGAUUUAAUAUAAUAAAGUAACAUGUUCAUUCAUCACGCUGCGCAUUGGUCUACUUCUCUCCCUGACGAUCGUGACAAUUGGCAAACUUCAGACGGGCCUGUAUAUGUGCUUUCUUGAGCAGGGGGACCUUGCGGGCGCUGCAGGAUUUCAGUCCUUCACGGCGUAGUGUGUUACCAAUUGUUUUCUUGGUGACUAUGGUCCCAGCUGCUUUGAGAUCAUUGACAAGAUCCUCCCGUAUAGUUCUGGGCUGAUUCCUCACCGUUCUCAUGAUCAUUGCAACUCCACGAGGUGAGAUCUUGCAUGGAGCCCCAGGCCGAGGGAGAUUGACAGUUAUUUUGUGUUUCUUCCAUUUGCGAAUAAUCACACCAACUGUUGUCACCUUCUCACCAAGCUGCUUGGCGAUGGUCUUGUAGCCCAUUCCAGCCUUGUGUAGGUCUACAAUCUUGUCCCUGACAUCCUUGGAGAGCUCUUUGGUCUUGGCCAUGGUGGAGAGUUUGGAAUCUGAUUGAUUGAUUGCUUCUGUGGACAGGUGUCUUUUAUACAGGUAACAAGCUGAGAUUAGGAGCACUCCCUUUAAGAGUGUGCUCCUAAUCUCAGCUCGUUACCUGUAUAAAAGACACCUGGGAGCCAGAAAAAAUCCUGAUUGAGAGGGGGUCAAAUACUUAUUUCCCUCAUUAAAAUGCAAAUCAAUUUAUAACAUUUUUGACAUGCGUUUUUCUGGAUUUUAUUGUUGUUAUUCUGUCUCUCACUGUUCAAAUAAACCUAUCAUUAAAAUUAUAGACUGAUCAUUUCUUUGUGAGUGGGCAAACGUACAAAAUCAGCAGGGGAUCAAAUACUUUUUUCCCUCACUGUAUAUUAAGUUCAAUAUAAUGUAUCUUCUUAUUGUCUGCUUACAGCCCAGCAAACUGACCGAGGCGUUCAAGUACUUCAUCCAGGGGAUGGGCUACAGUAAGUUUGCCUCAGUUUCUAUUCUGUGGCAAUGAGGACCUACUGUGACCUGUUGUGCUACUGUCUCUCUUUAUCAAUCUAAUAAUCCUCCCUCUCUCUCCCCUCUCUAUGUCCCACUCUCCCUCUCUCUCUCCAUCUCCCUCUCUCCCACUCUCUCUCCAUCUCUCUGUCUUUCCCCUCCCUCUCUCUUUCUCUCUCUCUGUUUCGUCUCUCUCUCUCUCUAUUUUUCCCCCUCCCUCUCCCUCUCUCUCCCACAGUGGCAUCGUCCAUUAUGACCCGUCUGUCUCGUUCGCGCACCGCCUCACUGUCUUCCUCCUACUCCAUGGAGGGGGAGCGUGAGCGUUCUCGCACCCUGUCUCAGAGCUCUCAGGGCGGGCAGAUGCCCCCCAGCCCCUCCCAUACCAUGGAGGUGUCCUGCUGAAGAGAGAGAGAGACAGAGAGACAGAGAGACAGAGAGACAGAGAGAGAGAGAGAGAGAGAGAGAUGGAGAGAGAGAGAGAUGGAGAGAGAGAUGGAUGGAUGGAGAGCUAGAUGUAUGGGUGGUGGGUGAGAGUGGGAUGAUAGCAUUUGUCACUAAACCUCUCCCGCAUCUCUUAACCCUGUCAUUCCCCCAGACCAGCUAACAGAGAAAGAAAGAGAGAGAGAAAGAGAGAGAGAGAGAGAAAGAUAUGGGAAAGUAGAUGUAAAAAAAAAAGUAGAGGGACAGAGGGAUAAUGAAAGACAGAGUUACUAAAACACUGUCCUCCCACAAUUCAUCUCAUUCUAAAACAUUGUCCUCCCACAAUUCAUCUCAUUCUAAAACACUGUCCUCUCACAAUGAAUCUCAACCUCAUCUAUUCAUCUCUUCAGAGAGAGAGAGAGAGACAGAGAGAGAUCUUCACCCAGACAGCGAAGGAUAGAGGGAAUGGA